Messenger RNA from Esox lucius (northern pike), 2548 nucleotides. RefSeq names its product 7tmA_EBI2 domain-containing protein. Bases 289 to 1344 code for a protein of 351 amino acids. NCBI's taxonomy places the organism in Eukaryota, Metazoa, Chordata, Actinopteri, Esociformes, Esocidae. Gene Ontology annotation, cellular component: membrane. Gene Ontology annotation, biological process: G protein-coupled receptor signaling pathway. The transcript is spliced from 4 exons. Gene Ontology annotation, molecular function: oxysterol binding; G protein-coupled receptor activity. The record is from RefSeq and is a predicted model, not a curated record.
GUACUGUAGCUAACCUAUGAAAACACUUUCCAGUUCAAAUGUUGUUCAAAUCAUUGGAAUAAACUGCCAUGUUGUGACACAAUCUGAAUCUCUGCACUAACUCUAACACAGCUGUCAAGAUCUGACAAAGACCCUGGGGGCUGGCUUUGCAGCACAUUCACUUUCUUAAAAAGUGUUCACAAACAGUCCUUCAAACCACUUCACCUUCCAUCACCACAGUUUACAGACUGGAUAGCAGUUGAAAAGCUGAGACGUGGCAGAAAACCUUGUGAGUCUUCUAGAGAAAAAAUGACUACCAACAACUCUGUGGAACCAACAGGAUUAAACACCUCUGAAACCAACCAGACGUGUGACUUUUUUGUGUACCAGAAUGUUGCUGUGAUCAUUUUCCCCAUUUUCUAUGCAGUUGUGUUCCUAAUCAGUGUCUGUGGAAACAGUCUGGUCCUGUAUGUGUCAUGUCAGAAGAAGCAGAAGUUCAACUCCACAUCUCUUUAUCUGGUCAACCUGGCAGUGUCUGAUGCACUGUUCACAUUGGCACUGCCAGGGCGAAUAAUUUACUACAUCAGACAGUUUGACUGGCCCUUUGGGGAUCUUCUCUGCAGGCUGGCUACUAUGCUGUUCUUCGCAAACACAUACACAGGAAUUGCCUUCAUGACAUGUAUCAGCAUAGACAGGUAUCUGGCCAUGGUCCAACCCCACCGUCUACAGUACCUGCGGAGCGUCAAGGUUGUCCGAGGGGUUUGCUUUAUCGUCUGGCUACUGGUGUCCUUAGAAACCAUCCCCCUGCUCUUCAAAACCAUGCUCCAUGAGCACAAAGGUCGUCGUACCUGCAUGGAGUACUUUACUUUUGAGGGUUCUCGUGCCACCCCUUACCUUCUCCUUUUGGCCUGUAUAUUCUCCUUCUGUCUCCCCCUGCUGGUCAUUCUCAGUUGUUACACCCAUAUCAAUCUCAAACUGAGCCGCACGGCCAAACAGAACCCGCUGACAGGCCGCUUGGGCCGGAGCCGAAGAGCCAACAACAUGAUCCUCAUCAUUCUCGUCACCUUUGUCCUGUGCUUCAGUCCCUACCACCUUAACAUCAUGCAAUUCAUGAUUAAGAAGUUGCUGGGUAAGCCCACGUGUGACGAGCUGCGGGCAUUCAAGUAUUCCCUACAGGGUACUGUUUCCAUGAUGAAUCUUAACUGUUGUCUGGACCCUGUCAUCUACUUCUUUGCCAUUAAGAUGUACAAGCAGAGGGUGAUGAGUCUAUUCAAAGCCUACCAAUCCACCUCUGUCCUCCCGUCCAAAUCCACCAAAGAUAGCAGCAGCAACACAUCAACAUCAACACCUAAGCGACAGCAGUAGGAAGAAACUGGUAUUUCUUUAACAAACCAGAAAAUCAAAUAAGCACUUACAGUUAGGGAUUGCACCUGAUAUAUUUUUGCAUCUAUGAUUUCAUUUGAAAUGUGUACAGUCGUGGCUAAAUGUUUUGAGAUUUACACAAAUAUAAAUUUUCACAAUGUCUGCUGCUUCAGUGUCUUUAUAUAUCAUUGUUACUUUGGUAUAAUUACAAUAAUAAUUACAUAAUACUAAUAACUGUAUAAUUACAAGCAUUUCAUAUGUGUCAAAGGCUUUUAUUGUGAAUAUUUGCAGUGUUGACCGUUCAUUUUCAAGACCUCUGCAUCCGCCCUGGCAUGCUGUCAAUUAACUUCUGGGCCACAUCCUGACUGAUGGCAGCCCAUUCUUGCAUAAUCAAUGCUUGGAGUUUGUCAGAAUUUGUGGGUUUUUGUUUGUCCACCCACCUCUUGAGGAUUGACCACAAGUUCUGCCCUGGAGCCGCGGUCGGUUCACCGGCACCAGCUCCCCCUGCUGCCCAGAGUUCGCUACUGCUGCCCGAGCCCGCCAAGGACUGGCCGCCCCGUCCUGCGCCGGCUCUCCCGGUUCCUGGCCCUCUGCUGGCUGUCCCUGCUCCUGGCCCUCCUCUGCCUGCUCCGGCUCCUGGUUCUCCGCAGGUCCCUGGUCGGUGCGCCACGAGGGGGCUUCCGCCUGUUCCUGUCCCUGGUCCCUGUCCCGAGGCGAAGCUCCCCCUGCCCUCCCUCCCCUUUGUUUGUUUUGGCGCGUCUGUGUGUCCGGUCCUUUGAGCGGGGGGGGGGAAUACUGUAACGGUCCCAACCUGAGGGGGCCGUUCUGCUCCGUGUUUUCUGUUUGUCCUUGGCUUGUCUUGUCCUUGUAUGGUCUUCCUGUUCUAGUUUCAGUUAAGCAGUCUAUUCCUUUCACCUGUGUUUAGCCCCCACCUGUUUCUGUUCACCUUGUUAGUCUGUGUAUUUAGUUCAGCCAUUUUUUCCUGUCAUUGUCGGUCAUUGUGCGUCAUGUUUCGGUGUUCCUGACUCCUGAGAGUGUUUAGUAGUGCUCGGCACUCUGUUUGUUUUCAUUAAAAGACGCCUCAAAUCACUGCGCCUGCCUCCGUCUCCCUCCUUUGAAAUGUGACAACUUGUUCGAGACGUUUCAGGGAAGUUAUUUUAGUUAAGCACUACUUGCAAAAUUGAUGUUAUUUUGUUGAUGUAUUUUA